Molecule: messenger RNA, 1344 nt
Organism: Chara braunii
Lineage: Eukaryota; Viridiplantae; Streptophyta; Charophyceae; Charales; Characeae
Source: the annotation of a GenBank genome assembly
AACCCUAUGGCAGCAGGUCGGACUGUGGUAUAUUCUGACAGGCAGGAGCAGAAGUUGUCAGUGUCCAUCAGAGGAAUUCUUCAUGCAGGAUAUGAUGGGAGGAGAAUGGAGAAUCACCUCCUCAAGAUGGGUGGUGGUCAGAAGGAGAAGAAGAAAACGAAGAAGAAGAAGAAGAAGAAGGAAGGGGAUAUGCUAGGAGGAGGCGACAUGAGAUACGCACGCUCGUUUAUGGGAAAGACUAUGGCGGCACGAGGAGAGGUAGAGGUCGGUUCUGUGAACCUGCCCAUCUUCUUUCCAUCUGAACCGCAGAUCGGGCGAGGGAUCUGCGGUUGCUGUUGCAGUCGGUUGGUGUGCGGAUGGCUUCACCGCGAGGUCCACUUGAGGCUCAGAAGAGGAUCUCCUCCUCUCGCGCCAUUUCCCGGCUUCUUGUCGUCCGUCAGUCUGUCAUCGCAAUCUGACGACUCCUCCCUCCUCCCUCCCUCCAAGCUUCCGGAUACUCUUCCAUUGAACCUUCCGCUGAAUCUUCCGAUCCAUGCCGUCCCCUCGAGGACAAUGAGGAAGGCGAGGAGGAGGAGCUGUGCUAUCCCGAUCAACACCGCAGGUACACCUGUCACUGUGGUGCCUGAUUGGGACCGUCAAAGUUCUGCCAGAGAACAGCCUGUUGGCAAGGGUUCUGGUGCUUUGGAGGGGGGGUCUAGACCCCCUCAACGAACGGUGAAUUUGCCGGACAAAGGGGGAGGAGGAGGACGGAAGAAGAACCCCGACAAGAUGGGAGGGAUGAAAGAGAGCGACCUCGGGUUGUCGGAGGCAGAGGUGCAGGACUUCAAGGCGCGACUGAAAGAACAGAGGGAGCGCGGACUGAAGCUUAUCCGAAGCAAAUUUGGAGAAGGCGGGAAGCAAGGAGAAGGCGGUGCUGUCGACAACUCUGUUGACCCACGAACCUUGGUCCCUGGGGAGUUUAUUGUGCACAAACGUGUCGGUAUCGGCCAGUUUGUUGGGAUGCGGUAUGAAAUUCCCAAGGGGAAGACAAAGCCUUCAUUGUUCAUCUUCCUGCAAUAUGCAGACGGCCUUGCCAAGCUAAGGGCAUCGCAGGCGGACAGACUGCUUUACAGAUAUCGAAGUCGAGGAGAGGUGGGGAAGGAUCCGAGGCUGUCGAAGCUGAAGGACACAUCUACGUGGGAGCGACAAAAGCGGCAGGGGAAGAUGGUCAUACAGAAGCUGGUUGUUGACAUGAUGGAGCUCUAUGUCAAUCGACUUCGCCAAUCCCGGCCACCAUACGAAAAGAUGGAGAUGGAGAUGACAAAAUUUGCAUCGUCCUUUCCUUACACACCAACUCCCGAUCAG